Molecule: messenger RNA, 2776 nt
Organism: Pongo pygmaeus (Bornean orangutan)
Lineage: Eukaryota; Metazoa; Chordata; Mammalia; Primates; Hominidae
Gene: CD48
Product: CD48 molecule
Exons: 3
Coding region: 78-836 (252 amino acids)
Cellular component (GO): membrane
Source: RefSeq, a predicted model, not a curated record
UCCGUUUUUAGCUCCGGCCUCUUUCUAGCCAGGCUUUCAACUGUCUCCUGCAUUGCUGGGAAGUUCUGGAAGGAAGCAUGUGUUCCAGAGGUUGGGAUUCGUGUCUGGCUCUGGAAUUGCUACUGCUGCCUCUGUCACUCCUGGUGACCAGCAUUCAAGGUCACUGGGUACAUAUGACCGUGGUCUCCGGCAGCAACGUGACUCUGAACAUCUCUGAGAGCCUGCCUGAGAACUACAAACAACUAACCUGGUUUUAUACUUUUGACCAGAAGAUUGUAGAAUGGGAUUCCAGAAAAUCUAAGUACUUCGAAUCCAAAUUUAAAGGCAGGGUCAGACUUGAUCCUCAAAGUGGUGCACUGUACAUCUCUAAGGUCCAGAAAGAGGACAACAGCACCUAUAUCAUGAGGGUGUUGAAAAAGACUGGGAAUGAGCAAGAAUGGAAGAUCAAACUGCAAGUGCUUGACCCUGUACCCAAGCCUGUCAUCAAAAUUGAGAAGAUAGAAGACGUGGAUGACAACUGUUAUCUGAAACUGUCAUGUGUGAUACCUGGCGAGUCUAUAAACUACACCUGGUAUGGGGAUAAAAGUCCCUUCCCAAAGGAGUUCCAGAACAGUGUGCUUGAAACCACCCUUAAGCCACAUAAUUACUCCAGGUGUUAUACUUGCCAAGUCAGCAAUUCCGUGAGCAGCAAGAAUGGCACGGUCUGCCCCAGUCCACCCUGUACCCUGGGUAAGAAGGAUCCCUGGGAGCUGAGGGGGGCACAGGGUAACUGGAGUUCUUUUGAACAAAGAAAGUCUGGGUGUCCUACUCAGCCUCCUUGCACAGUGUGGUGGUGAAUCCCUAAGGUGUCUGGGAGAGCUGGGAGACAUGGGUUCUGCCACCAGCUCUACCACCACCUCCCAGCCAGCUCACCUCAACUUCAUGGGGCUCAGUGUUCUCACCUGCAAAGGACAUUUGGCAGAGAUCUCUGAUACUCCUCUUCCCUCUCCCGCUCUAACAAAGCAUAGUCCUAACAUCUGAGGCCAAGGUCAUCAUAGAGUAGUCUGAAACAUCAGGGUGAGCAGGGAGAAGGAAGGGCAAGUGGGUGAGCAGCUGUCUAGAGGGGCUUCAUUAGACAGCCAAAGUCAGCCAAGGAAAGAGGGACUGAGGUCAUUAGACAGCCAAAGUCAGCCAAGGAAAGAGGGACUGAGGAGAUGGGCUUGAGAGAGGCUGUCGAGCAGGCAUGAGAGCCUGAGCCUCAGGCGAAGCUUCUCCUCCCCAGGCUGAUGUUCCUAGAUGAAGUUAGGAAGCCAAAUUCCCCUGUCUCCUGGGAGGAUCCACUCAUUGGAGUGUCACACCUGGCUCUAGAUCAGGCCUACACUGGUGCUAGCAUGGGACAGCUAAGGCCGUGAGUUUUAGAGUCAGUCAUACCUGGGGUCACUUCUAGGACUGUCACUUACUAGCUAAACAAGUUACUUAGCUUCCCCAAGUCAUGUUCUUCCUAAAUAAAGGACAAAAUAACAGUUCUUAUCUCGUGCUAAGGAUUCAGUGAGACAAGACACGUAACCUGCCUAUCACAGUGGCUGACAAGUCCUUAGUAAGGGGGAGCUAAAUGAGAUGCUGUCUCUUAGAGUUUUGGGGACCCUUAAUAAACUUGGAUCAAUAUCUCCAGCACUCUGGGCCCCCUACCCUCCACAAUCCUGAAGUCAGAUCCCUGAGCCCUAGCGUACACAUUCUUCUAGAAUAACUCAGACCUGAGGUGCUCACAUUCACCUGUGACGCCUGUCAUGCCCAGUCAUCAGGGAUCCUGGCCUCUGAGAACAUUGCUGUUUUGUGGUCUUCCUGGGCUCUGUCUACCCUCCUUAUCUGCACUGAUUUCUUUAUCUCUACUCCCACAUGUGGACUACGGAGACUGUAUGCUCUUCCUUAUUCUUCCUAACUAAUUGGCUCUGUCUCUACCAGCCGCUCCUGAUAUGCCCUGCUCUUCUGCCACCACAGACCCACUGUGACAGUUUGGUAUCUGACCAUGAGAACACAAUUUGGCUGGUGGUUCCAACACCACCCUCAUAUCAAUAUCACAUCCUGAGAUCCAGAAAAAGGAAGAAGCACAUUCCCUGUCCUCUGUAAAAUGGGUGUGACUGUUCAUCCAAAGAGAGGAUAAAAGCAAUAAUAAAUCCAUUUUUGGAAGGAUAAACCCUUCUGUCACUUUUUAGUCACCCAAAUUAUCCUAGAAAGCCCCCUCAAACUCCCUUCCCUAUGGUAACUCUCAUUCCUUUUUUGUUUUGAUUUUCUCCAGCUCAGCCCUUCCCCACCCCAGCAUCUAAGCUUUCCUUCCAUCCCUUUUCUUUUUCCUUCCUUUUCUGUCUUCCUUUCUCUUCCCUUCUUCUUCCUAGUUGGUGCAGAUACUUAGUGGGGUGGAGAAACAAGGAAAGGAAGUGGUCCUUUUCUCUCUAAAGUCAGCUGUGCAUUGUAUCAUGUGGUCAUCUGUCUGUACCUGAAGAUCUACCCUACCUCGUUGAUGUCCAGAGUAGGGGAGCGAUGCUUUCCCAGGCCACAGAUAUGUCGAGGUAACCUUUGCACACAGGACCCAGGUAAGCCAGUGAUAUUUAAGGAAUUUCUGCACUUUUUAUACUUUAUGUUUGGGGAGAUUGAGAAAAAGAAUGUCCUAGGCAAAUAGGAUGGGAUUCAGGGAAGAAAUUCAUUCCCCUGCUCUGUGAGCUCCCACACCAGUGUCUAGUACCCUUGCCCCUUCUCAAUACAUUAGUCAAGAUAAAGAUACCUAAGUAUAUAGGGUUUU